AUGAUUCAAGUUCCAGUUUUAACAUCUGAACGUAGACAAGAAUUGCAUGAUGGUCUUCCAUUUGGUAUUUUCCGUCGAUCUGGAAUGAGGAAGUUUCUUUAUACUGCUGAGCCUGGUUAUAUUGGUCCAAACAGAAAAACUGUUCGACAAAAAAUAGCUGCAAUAUACUCGUCCUAUACAGACCAUUUACGUUCUCUUCCCAUAAAAAUUGAUUUUUUAGCACUCACAAGUGAUUUACGGCGAAGCUCGUAG
Adineta steineri is the source of this 252-nucleotide messenger RNA. The record is from the annotation of a GenBank genome assembly. NCBI's taxonomy places the organism in Eukaryota, Metazoa, Rotifera, Eurotatoria, Adinetida, Adinetidae.